AUGCCAGCCCACAUCAAAUUCAACUCAAAUGGAACCAAAACUCUCAAAGAUGCCAACGGAAAUGUCUCCACUCUCUCUGCCUCAUCAACAGUGCAGCUGAGAAAGAAGCAAUCUGUUGAGACCAUUUCACUCGCUGAUACAUCAGCCACACAAGGUGCUUUGGCAACAUCACUCAAAUUUGCAGACGUGCCACAAAUACAUCCACUCCUACUGAAAGCCAUCAAGAAAGAAUUCGGAUUUGAAACCAUGACUCCUAUUCAACAACUGACCAUUCCAACUGCUCUCGGAGAGAAAGGAAAAGGUAAAGACUUUAUUGCUCAAGCAGCCACAGGACAAGGAAAAACUUUGGCCUUCCUCAUUCCAUCACUCUCUUGCAUGUUAGAAAAUGAAAAGAAUGUUCAAGGAAUUUACAUUCUCGUGUUGGCUCCAACAAGAGAAUUAGCCUUACAAAUUCAACAAGUUGCUGACAAACUCUUAAAACACACCGAAUAUAAGGCCGCUUGUGUCAUUGGAGGAAACAAAGUCUCUGCGGAACAGGCUGAAUUGGCCGAUGAAAAAGUAAGAGUCCUCAUUGCUUCUCCAGGUAAAUGUUUAGAUCACAUUCAAAGAGAGAAUUUUGAUCCUUCCCAUUUGAAAUAUUUCAUUUUGGAUGAAGCAGAUCGAUUGUUGGACAGUGGUUUUGAAGAAACUUUGAAAAAGAUUGUCAUGCAACUUCCCAAGCAACGUCAAACUUAUCUCUUCUCUGCAACCAUGACGGAUAAAGUUGAAGAUUUGGCUCAUAUUUCACUCAAGAAUGAUAUUGUGAAACUUGGUUUAGAUGAUGCAAAUUCAAAGAAGGUUUCUACAUUGGAACAAAAGUAUUAUCAAGUACCAAAUGAUAAGAAACUUGCAGCACUGGUUUCAGUGCUGAGAAAUAAUGUUGAUAAGAAAAUUAUUGUAUUCGUGAGCACCAAAUUAUCAGUUGAAUUUGUGACUUGCGUUCUUGAAAAUACUUCAAAUAUUGGAAAAGUUGUGCAACUCUCAGGUAACAUGAACCAAAAUAAGAGAAGUGAAAUUUUCUUCCAGUUCAUGGAAGAUAAGAAUCCAGGAGUACUUGUUGCUACCAAUGUUGCUGCAAGAGGACUCGAUUUCCCUAACGUUGAUUUAAUCGUUCAAUUUGACAUUCCUGAACAACCAGCCGAUUAUUUCCAUAGAGCUGGAAGAACUGCCAGAGCUGGUAAGAAAGGUGUGUCUGUCUUGUUCUUGACUCCAAGAGAAAAAGAAGUUGCUCUCUCCUAUUUUAACAUGAUGUUAAAUAGUGACAAGGAAGAAGAGAAAGAUUGGGAAAAACUUGAAGAAUUAGAAAAUAAUGUCACAGAUAGACAAAUGAAUGAUAUCCAUAGGGAAGUGCAAAGUAUUGUCUCGAAUAAUCAGUUGACCAGAGACGUCUUCAAACUUGUGAAUACUUAUGGAAGUGUUUUCAACAUGUUUGCUAGAAAAUUAGGUUUCAAAAUGAAUGAUUUUGAUGAAGAAGGAUUAAAAUCAUCGUUUGGAUUGGGAGGUAAAGGAGGAAGUGGCAACUUUAAGAAGAGCUUUGAUAAAUCCCAAUCAUUUAAUAAGGGUGGAUACAACAAGUUUAAUAAGGAAGAAGAGAAUGAAGAAGAUUCUAUUGAAACUUCCACAAAUAAUGGUAAAAGUGACCGCAAUGGACAUGACACCAAUGGAGACUCCAAUAAUGAAGAAAAUGGCUCAAAGAAGAGAGGUCUAAUGGAAUUUCUUGAAUCCAAGAGCCCUAAGAACAAUGGAAGUUUCAGAGGUGGACGAGGACGAGGCGGAAGGGGAGGAAAUUCCUAUUCAGGUGGAGGUUACAAAGGAGGAAGAAAUAACUCUUGGUCAAACAAGUCAUCGUCGUGGUCCAAUAAUAAUGGCAAUGGUGACAACUCAGAGUCUGUGAAACCAGCCCACAAGAAGCACAAGAAGUUCUAG
Messenger RNA from Naegleria fowleri, 1965 nucleotides. RefSeq lists its product as uncharacterized. The coding region runs from base 1 to 1965 and encodes 654 amino acids. The record is from RefSeq and is a predicted model, not a curated record. The transcript has a single exon. Lineage: Eukaryota; Heterolobosea; Eutetramitea; Acrasida; Naegleriidae. Gene Ontology annotation, molecular function: nucleic acid binding; RNA helicase activity; ATP binding.